Molecule: messenger RNA, 1962 nt
Organism: Nicotiana attenuata
Lineage: Eukaryota; Viridiplantae; Streptophyta; Magnoliopsida; Solanales; Solanaceae
Product: probable fatty acid methyltransferase Rv3720
Exons: 6
Coding region: 354-842 (162 amino acids)
Molecular function (GO): methyltransferase activity
Source: RefSeq, a predicted model, not a curated record
CCCAAACAUGGACGGAGGUCCGAAGAAAAAAGAGAAAUUAGGUUACAAAAAAGGAGGAUUGCGGCGGUUUUAAUAUGGCGAUUUCCCAAAACCCGCCGCAAUACACAAUAGAUUAAUGGUCAUUUUGGCAGCGCCACAUUACUCAUUUAUAAAGUGGCGGAUUAGAACUCGACCCGACCUAAAAAAAAACCCUAGUCUCUCCAUUUGCCUCUCUUCGUUCAUCGAUCAGGAGCAAUCCGUAAGCGGCGUUUCACCAAAUCGCCAUGGCCGACGACUCCAUCUUCUCUCCUUUCCUUCUCUUCCUCUAAUCCGGUGUCCAAUGAAGCCCGCAACGAGUUCACUGACAUUCCAUCAUGCCUUUGAUAUAUGUUGCAACUCAAGGUGAUUUAGGCCUUGCUGAUGCUUUUAUUCAAGGGGAUUUCUCUUUUGUCGAUAAGAAUGAAGGUCUUCUUAAUCUUUUCAUGAUUUUUGUUAACAACAGAGAUUUGAAAGCAUCAGUCACAAGGUCUAGUAAGAAAAGAGGCUGGUGGACACCACUGCUUUUUACAGCUGCAGUAUCAUCUGCAAAAUAUUUCAUUCGGCACGUUUCAAAUCAAAACACCCUGACUCAGGCUCGUCGGAACAUCUCUCAUCACUAUGACCUGAGUAAUGAACUCUUCUCGCUCUUUCUAGAUGAGACAAUGACAUAUUCAUGUGCAAUUUUUAAGGUAAGACCUCAACUUUCAAAUAUUUUGCAGCGUUGCCUCUAUAUCUUAUGCAAUCUACAUUUCUGUCCAACACGCUAUUUGCACUGCAAAAUUUCAACACGCUAUGAAAUUUCAUUUCUGUCCAACACGCUAUAAUUUGUCAUUUCAAAUUGCGUUUAAUUUCUGAUAAACCAUCAGCUAUUUGAGCCAUGUUUAGAAUAUCAGAUUCUGUCCCCAAGUAGUCAAUUUCCCUACUGUCUUCACACAAAGGUAAGCCAAAUUCAGGGCUGCAAGUUUCUGGUAUGAACUCUGACUUGAUCACCUCUGUUUCUAAUUUAUUGCCUUCAUUCUAAAUCUCUUCAUUGCCACCCUUUUCAGUUAACUUUCUAAGUCUCUGCAACUGUAAAGAUAAAGAAAAUUCUAGUAUUAGCUUUUCUAACUCGAAAAGGAGAAAGUUAUUUCAAUAAAUUACCUGGAUGAGUAGAGAUUCAUUCUCUUUUUUGAGCAUUUCAUACUUAGAACCAAGGUUAUCAUAACUGAUUUUAAGCAUUCUAUACUCCAUCUCAAGUUGCUUGGACUUUGAUCUAGCUCUCUUGUUCUGAAACCAUAUAGCAACUUGGCGCGGCUGUAGGCCUAAGCUUUUAGCCAACUGCUGUUUUGUUCUCAAUUCAGGCCUUGCCUCUGUCUCAAACAUGUGUUCUAGUGAUCGAAUCUGCUCGUCGUUGAAUAUUCUUCUCAUGUUGUCCUUGCAAUUCUUAAUACUUGACAUAGCGUGCAGAUUUAGAUCCUUUCCUAAUGACUUCUUGACUUAAGUUCUAGUUAUUGAUUUUCACUGAGUAGAUUUGUAGUUGUAAUUUGUAUAUUAUAAUAUACCAUUUGUUUGCCAGAAGUUGGAAGUAGCUCCAAAGUAAAAUUGGUUCCCAGAACUCCAUUUGGUGAUGCACCCUUGUUUUUGUUAAACAUUCUUUUGCAAUUAAGAGGACAACUUUGGUUUUUUUAAACUUGAUCUUCUAUGGAUUUUUUGACGAUAUUCCAACAAAUAAUACGUGUUUAUUGUCUCAUCUUUUUUGCAGGCACCAGAUUUAGAAGCGGAUCUCCACGAAUCGAGCCAAAAAUAUUUAUCAUACAUGUGCAAUUAGUAAUUGUGUUAGGAUCAACUAUGGUUUUAGUUUUGGGUCGUCCAAAUAAUUCUUUGAAACUUCAAUAUAUUAGAUGAUGUAAUUGUGGAGAUAUACCUUUCUUUAUACAAUGAAUAUCUUUGAUGUUUAAUUCUUUA